Messenger RNA from Camelina sativa (false flax), 936 nucleotides. NCBI's taxonomy places the organism in Eukaryota, Viridiplantae, Streptophyta, Magnoliopsida, Brassicales, Brassicaceae. The record is from RefSeq and is a predicted model, not a curated record.
AUGGUUAUCUAUCUUUUUCUUGCAGUAAACUCAUCUAGAAAAACUGCUGUUCCCGUGACCUCGCUGAAACUUGGGGAUCAAGUUUUGAUCAGGUUACAGGGCGGUGCACGCCAUACCGGCUGUGUGAAAACGUAUAUAUACCUUUCAAAGCCCUCCAUCCAAACUCGCGCACUUCCUUCAUUUUUCUNGUGCAAGGGCUACACCGAGUUUCUUGGGAGCUUCAAUUAUACUGGCGCUAAAGAUGAGGUGUUUGAAAAGAGUCAUGCCAUAUUCAAUGUAUUGACUAGGGCGUUGGGUGCGGCACAAGCACAAGUUGGUGUUGUUGAACUUGGGGCUAAGUUGAGCAGGAAUUAUGCAGUGAUGGCUCAAAGGUAUAUUCGCCUUGUGUGGAGGAUUGCUGCCAUCUCGGGGGAGUAUAAGUUCAAUGCUAAGGCUAAGAUAAGCCAGAGUGAAAGAGCUGAGAUAGAUAGCCAUCUGAGUAGGUUGAAGAGUGCCAUAAGGGUUUACGUGAAGGUGAUCACUCAGUGCACCAAGAAGUUCCCUGUUGGGAACAACAUCGAUCUCCCCUCUAUGCCAGGCCUAUUCACCGGAAUGUCUAGGAAAAAAUCUGGCUCAUAUAUUGAUAUAUCUAUCGCAGCCGGCGCUCAGGGCCGAGCUGGAACUGGAUUUGAAUUCGGAGCUGACCGUCAUGCUAAAGGCAAAUCCUUCCUCACAGCGAAAGGCAAUUGAGCAACCCUCACGAGAAACACUUAGACUGAGCAAAAGGCACAAUGUUUUUAAACAACAGAUGAAGGAGCCAUGAGUUCAUCUCUUAUUUUUAUUUUUUAUUUUAUCAUUACGAAGGAGGGAAGCGCCAUGCGAUAUUAAUCUAUAUUUUGUUAUCCAUUAUAAAAAAACUCUAUACUGUAUUUGUAACUCAUUAAUAUAAAUAUCGCA